Vespa crabro (European hornet) is the source of this 3246-nucleotide messenger RNA. RefSeq names its product venom dipeptidyl peptidase 4 (gene ome). Lineage: Eukaryota; Metazoa; Arthropoda; Insecta; Hymenoptera; Vespidae. Gene Ontology annotation, biological process: proteolysis. Gene Ontology annotation, molecular function: dipeptidyl-peptidase activity; serine-type peptidase activity. The transcript has 17 exons. Bases 685 to 3081 code for a protein of 798 amino acids. The record is from RefSeq and is a predicted model, not a curated record.
CGUGAUAUAAGAACUUAAAAAGAGUGAACGAAGAUAUAUAUAUAUAUAUAUAUAUAUAUAUAUACAUACGUAUAUAUAUAUAUAUAUAUAUACACAUAUAAGAAAGCUGUGGUGCGUUUUAAAUGAUAUACGAAUAAAUUAGAGUUGUUUGCUUUGAUAGAGUCAGUAGUGAAAGGAGGAAAGAAAAUUAUUCGAGAAAGAUCGCAUCCAACAUUUUUUGCUGUUUCCUACGAGGAUAUCAAUUCAUUCUCUUGAAGAGUUUUUUUGCUUUCGCCAUACCAAACCUGGGAAGAAGGGUGAUUAAUGGAUUCGAUUCGUUGAACCGGAGCAGCCCGUACGACGAAAGAGGAUAGACGAAUAGAAGCGGAUAAUGCAGAGAUAGAGAGUGCGAAAGAGACGGUCCGAGAUAGGAAAGAGAAAAGCGUGGAGGGAAACGUGGAAGAAGUGGAAAGUGUUCGAGUGAGACAGAGACGGAAACAGAGAGAGAGAGAGAGGUAGAGUGUGUGAUAGAGAGGAAGAGAGAGAGAGAGAGAAAGAAAGAGAGAGAGUGAACGAGAAGAGUGAGCUCGAAAAGUGGUGAUUGGAGGGAAGAGGAAGAGUAGGUUGGAGAGGAGUGAAGAGAGAAACCGAGGAUUUUAUUUCCGAAAGUGUGGAGAGCCGUGCAGAGACGGAGGACCAACGACCAUGACGGAGGGCGGACUCAAUGUUGGUGAUCUAAUGACGAAGAACAAGCGGACAAAUUGGCGUCGGCUGUUGGCAGGCGGCUUGGUAGCCAUUGUCGCAUUGGCCUUAGUCAUAGCCGCAGCAAUUCUUUUGACCGGUAGUCCAGAUAGCUCGACAUCAAGAACGACAAGCGCGCCUGGCAUUUCCCUCGAAGAAUGGCUCGCCGGUUCGUUAUCUCCCAAGAGCUUCAACGCGACCUGGCUCAGCGGAAAUGAGAUCCUUUAUCGUGACGAAAUUGGGAAUCUUCUUAUCUAUAACGUCGAAUCGGCAUCUUCUAAGAUCAUCCUCAAUAUGACCAACACCGCGCUCCUGUCCAGCUUUGAUCAUCAAAUAUCUGCCGACCGGAAAUAUCUUCUACUUGCUAUUAACUAUCAGAAGCUAUACCGGCACACAUACCUGGCCGAAUACAAGAUCGUGAACCUGAAGACUCUAACGGAGAUGGCAUUGAUGGCGGCGAAUGAUUCUGAAUCCCUUCAACUUGCGACCUGGGCACCAAGUGGAAACGCUUUGAUCUAUGUUCAUCAGAAUAAUAUCUUCUAUCGACUGGAAGCUGAGGUUCCAACAGAUUAUCAGAUAACUGAUAGCGGAGUUUUCGGUACGAUCUACAAUGGCGUACCUGAUUGGGUUUACGAAGAGGAAGUAUUCAGUUCUAACAAAGCAUUAUGGUUUUCACCGAACGGCUCGAAACUGGCUUUUGGAUACUUCAAUGAUACCUUGACACCGGUUAUGAACAUACCAUUUUAUGGAUUUCCAGGAAGUUUGACUUUCCAAUACACGUCGGCUAUACCGAUUCACUAUCCGAAGAGUGGCACGAAGAAUCCUACCGUAAAGCUCUUCUAUGUCGAUCUCGAGGAGGUGGUACGUGGUAACACGAGAUUAAUCGAGAUCGAGCAUCCUACGGAAUUGUCGUCGGUUGAAAGGAUAUUGUCGGCCGUUAGUUUUCCUACUGAUAAUCACGUGUACGCAACUUGGAUGAACAGGGUACAGAAUAUGGCAUACUUCCGACUAUGCGACGUUGGCAGUCACGUACCAAAUUGUACGACGGCUCUAACUUACAUCGAGAAGAACGGUUGGGUCGAACAAUUCGAAGCGCCAUUGUUCAGCAAGGAUGGCACUUCUUUCUUGUUAAUAUUGCCAAGAAAGCAAAAGGACGGUACAGAUUGGAGACAUCUUGUUUUGGUUAAGAAUGCAACGAGUGUAAAUCCGAUUACGGUUUCUCUAACUUCCGGCUACUUCGUCGUAACUGAAAUAGUUGCAUGGGACCAAGAGAAUUCGUAUGUAUACUAUCUCGCCACGUCCGAGCACAAGACAGGACAACAGCAUUUGUACCGACUGUCUCUGUCGACGUUGAACGCCCAACCCAAGUGUCUCAGCUGCGACAUCCUCAGAGAAUCCGAUAGCACCCGGUGUUUGUACAAUACUGCCAAGUUCUCCACCGACAAUUCAUAUUACGUGCUAACCUGCGCUGGCCCUGGUGUACCGGAAAUUUUCAUUUAUAACAAAAGUGGCAAAGAAAUUGCUAUCUGGGAAGAUAACGAAGCCGUUGCCGAACUAUUAGCGUCGAAGGCUCAACCGAUUGUCCAUAAGUACAAAAUACCAGUUCCCGGUGGUUUUAAUGCCCAGGUGAGGCUUCUGAUCCCACCCGAUGCUGAUUUGAGCGGUGCCACCAAGUAUCCUAUGCUGGUUUAUGUAUACGGCGGACCAGACACAUAUCAAGUGACAGAAAAGUUCAACGUCGACUGGGGUACAUAUCUCGUGUCAAACAAGAGUAUCAUAUACGCUGCCAUCGACGGCAGAGGCUCCGGAUUAAUGGGCAACAGCAUGCUAUUCGCUGGAUACCGGAACCUUGGUACCGUUGAAAUCAUUGACCAGAUUAAUGUAACGAGGCAUCUCCAGAAUAAGUUAGCCUUCAUCGAUCGCACCAGGACAGCAAUUUGGGGUUGGAGUUAUGGAGGUUACGCCACCGGUAUGUCACUCGCUAUGGAUUUCAAUGGUGUCUUCAAGUGUGGUAUGUCCGUAGCUCCGGUCACGGAUUGGGCUCUUUAUGAUUCAAUAUACACGGAACGAUUCAUGGGCCUACCAACCGUCGUUGAUAAUCUUCAGGGAUAUGAAAAUGGUCAACUGUUAAAUAAAGUCGAUAAUAUAAAAACAAAAAUGUAUUAUCUGAUCCAUGGUACUCUCGAUGAUAAUGUGCAUUAUCAACAAUCACUGAUGCUCGCCAAAGUUCUCGAACAAAAGGAUAUACUUUUUAGACAACAAACGUACACCGAUGAGGACCAUGGAAUUCUGCAAUCGCGAACACAUCUCUAUCAUUCGUUGGAAAACUUUUUAGACGAAUGCUUUCAAACAUCGUCAUGAUUAAAGCACGGCAUUUUAAUGACAAUCUAGGCACCUUAUACACCACUUGCCUCACAGUCCAUUUGUAAAUACUUUACCACUUGUACAUAGUUUAUGUACAAUAAUGUAAUAUGAGCGUUAGUGUACAUAAUUCGGGAAGAGAAAAAUAAGAAAUAAAUAAAAGAA